Messenger RNA from Mangifera indica (mango), 2842 nucleotides. RefSeq lists its product as uncharacterized. Bases 560 to 2842 code for a protein of 760 amino acids. The record is from RefSeq and is a predicted model, not a curated record. NCBI's taxonomy places the organism in Eukaryota, Viridiplantae, Streptophyta, Magnoliopsida, Sapindales, Anacardiaceae. The transcript has 4 exons.
UUGGUUUUUGUUUGUUUGUUUCUUAUCUCUUUUGAUUCAGUGAGUGAGUUUUAAACGCAUAUUCACAAUCGCAGAUGGGGGAUGGGAAGGUGAAUCGUGGGUGAUUAAUUGAUACAAAUUUGCUUUUUGGUGGAGAGAACCUGAUGCCCUUAUGAUGUUUUAGUGGGUGGUGCUGUUUUUCUCCCUUAACAUUCAUUCACAUAUAUUCAUUUUCAUAUACACUCUUCUCUCUCUGAAAGACUUCACUUUUCUUCUUAUUUUCUCCCCCAAAAUCAUCCAUAUCCAUACUUCUCUUUAUUAAAGUUACAAGGUAAAUUAUAUGGAUGAAGAUUCAAGUGGUGGUGUUUUUAAUUGAUAUAGUUGUUCUUCUUCCGCUGUUUCUGCAUCUGUUGCUUUAACUUGGUGGUGGGGUUUAGCGUGAUAAAAGAGGCCUAGUUUUCUAUAUGCUGAGGGCUAAGAAGUUAAAAGAUAAGGUCCAGUUGUGGAGUAGUGUUACUAGAAGAAGAAGAGCUUGUGACUGUUUCACCAACAGCACAAGAAGAGUGAAGCUUUUCUUCAGAUGUUAUCCGUUGAAAACCCUCCAUCAGAUCCCUCAUGUUCUUGUCAAUUCUCACAACUAAAUACCGCUCACAGUGAUGAUUCGCCUUCUCAUAAGCUUGACGUAGAUCUGCUUAACCCAUCUCCUCCUCGUCCUCAUCAUCUUCCCAAAUUCUCCAUAAGAGAUUAUGUGUUCACUUCUCGGGGAAAAGAUAUCAAGAAGAAUUGGCCUUUCUCUCUGAAAAAUUUGCAACUUUGUUUAAAACAUGGCGUGAAAGAUGUAUUGCCACCAUUUCAGGAAAUUGGCGCAGUAAAAACUCAAGUCACCAAGAGAUGGACGGUUGUCACUGGUUCAGUUGAAAAGAAAAGCAUAAGUCAUUUUGAUGGGGAGCCUGGUUCUGGGCCCAACAAUAAUGAGGUUUUAGAUUCAGCUGAUGAUGUUCAGUUGAAGCAUAAGCUUGAAAACGCUUGCAUAAACACAAGUUCAUGCAGAUCUGCAGGAGAGAAUGAUUUCCCAUCCACAACAACAAGUGUUUCUCAAUCAGAAAUAGAGUCUGUUCCUACUAAAAGGCCAACUAGUUCACUGCCGGAAGCUGACACUUCGUUGGAAGCUUCAGCCUCGGCCUCCGCCUCAGCCACUGUUGAAGUUGAAGCAGAUCAUCCUACAUUCCAUAAGACUGAAAACACUACCCGACCCCCAGGAAAAAAGUGCAGAUUGAUUGUAAAGUUUAGUGGCAAUUCUGAUCGUAGCUCAACCGAAGAUAUUGCUUCAAAUUCUACCGCUGUAUCUGAAACAAUGGCUUCAAAAGUUUGCCCUGUUUGCAAAAUUUUCACAUCCUCAUCAAAUACCACCUUGAAUGCACACAUUGAUCAGUGCCUAUCUGCAGAGUCGACUCCCAAGUGGACAGCAGAUUCUAGGGUUACCAGGCAUAGAAUUAAGCAAAGAAAGACGAGACUGAUGGUGGAUAUAUAUUCUACAGCUCGAAGGUGUACUUUAGAAGAGCUUGAUAGAAGAAAUGGCACAAGCUGGGCCUCUAUUUCAAGCUUGCCUGCUCAGGAUUCCAAGAAGCUUGAUGUACCAGCUGAAGUGAAAAGGCAAAGAGUGUCUCAGGUACAUCCUGAGGAUGCUAGUGAAGUAGGUGAAGUUUAUAUUGAUGCCAAUGGAACCAAACUUCGGAUUUUAUCCAAGUCUAGUGAUGCACCAGUUGUGUCAAAAGUAUUGGAGGAUCUGCCACCAAAGAAUCCUUUGAAAGGAGGUAAAGGAAGCAAACUCCUAUCAAUCAAAAAGAAAAAGAGGCAUGCUAGGAAACAUCUCAAGUAUCUGAAACUUUCUCCUCAAAGCAGAAAAUUUUUCUCUCACAAAUCUCGUACUUCUCAGAUAUCUGGUGGUGAUGAUGGGUAUAAUGUGGUGGAAGAAAACAGCAGGGAGAAACAAGAGAUACAAAAGAAAAUCAGAUUCAGAGAUUCUGGAACUUUGAGGCAGUGGGUAUGCUCUAAGCGAAGGGGUCUGGCAAAGAAAGCCAAUAAUCAAGGUGUCAAUCAACCUUUCAGAUGUAAAUGGCAUUUGGCUUGGGACUUGCUGGUAGAGAAUGAUGAGCCACAUGUUAGUGAAACUUUAGCAGACAGAAAUCGUGUUCAGAAAUAUGCAAAUUUGUCCGAGAAUCUGUUGUCUUCUCCAUCAACUAGUGAGAAGGUGGAGAAUUCUUUUUAUAAUUCAAAAGUUAGUGACAGAUCGGAGUAUUCUUCUGGAAGAAAGAGAGUAGGAAGUUUGUCCUUUGGAGCCAGGAUAAGUGGCAACAUGGAAAGGUCACUUCAACAGAUAAACCAUAAUGACAAUCGGUUGAGUGAAGAUAACCCUUUCAUAAAUGGCAGCAAUACAUUUGAAGCUUCUAAUUCUGCUAACAAUUGUGUAUCUUCAGUGAACAACAAGAGAGUUAGUAGUCAUGGAGACUCAGAUAAUAAUUCUGAUAUCCUUCCUAGUGCAAGCACAGCACCAUCAUUGACUAAUGCAUUUGCAGCAUCAAAAGCAUUGAGAACAAUGUUGAGGAAAAAGGCAUCUUCCUUUAUCUGCCAGGUGUCUGUAACUAAAUCCAAACCUCAUAAUGACAAGGAAUAUUCUACACGAAAGAAGAAGCAAAUGGAUCAAAUUGGAGAAGUAGAUGAAGAGGUAGCAGCUUGGCAUUCUGAGGUUGAUCAACGAUAUGCUUUAAUGCACAAUGGUACUGAUGAACAUCUUGGAAGAAAAGAGAUAACUGAAAAUAUGUCUUUGGGAGUCGUACUGUACUGGAAAGCAAGCAAGAUAUAG